Erigeron canadensis is the source of this 1887-nucleotide messenger RNA. Its product is annotated as cytochrome P450 77A2-like. The transcript has a single exon. NCBI's taxonomy places the organism in Eukaryota, Viridiplantae, Streptophyta, Magnoliopsida, Asterales, Asteraceae. Gene Ontology annotation, molecular function: iron ion binding; oxidoreductase activity, acting on paired donors, with incorporation or reduction of molecular oxygen, NAD(P)H as one donor, and incorporation of one atom of oxygen; heme binding. The record is from RefSeq and is a predicted model, not a curated record. The coding region runs from base 52 to 1572 and encodes 506 amino acids. Gene Ontology annotation, cellular component: membrane.
CAUCAAAUUCCACAUUCCAUUUUCAUAGCCUAUCUCUCUCUCAAACAAAAAAUGGACCUUUCUCCUUACUACCAUAUAAUCUUUGCUACCAUUGCUUUAUUGUUAUCCGGUUUAGUGUUCUCGUUCACGCGGAACACUAAAUCAAAAAAAGUGAAUCUCCCACCUGGCCCGCCUGGUUGGCCAGUCGUGGGAAAUCUAUUUCAGGUCGCGGGUUCAGGAAAGCCGUUUUUUCAAUAUGUUCGAGAUCUUUUGCCAACUUACGGACCUAUUUUUACACUGAGAAUGGGAUCGCGUACAAUGAUCAUUUUGUCUAGUGCAGAUUUAGCUUACGAGGCAUUGAUUGAAAAGGGUGCUGUAUUUGCAACCCGGCCCGCGGAAAACCCGACCCGGACCAUUUUUAGUUGUGACAAGUUUACGGUUAAUGCGUCCAUGUACGGUCCGGUUUGGAGGUCUUUGAGGCGAAACAUGGUCCAAAACGCGCUUAGUUCGGGUAAACUACGCACGUUUAGGAACGUGAGGGACGUCGCGAUGGAUAAGCUUGUUGAACGUUUGAAAGCCGAGGCGGAGGGGAACGAUGGCGCGGUUUGGGUGUUGAGAAACGCGAGAUUUGCGGUUUUUCGUAUUCUUUUAGCGAUGUGUUUUGGUGUGGAAAUGGAUGAGAAAACUAUAGAGAAAAUGGAUGAUAUGAUGAAGACAGUUUUAAUCACGUUAGACCCAAGGAUAGAUGAUUAUCUGCCUUUGUUACGUCCGUUUUUCUCUAAGCAACGUAAGAGAGCAACGGAAGUAAGGCAGCAACAGAUCGCGACUCUGGUGCCGUUCAUUGAACAGCGCCGAGCCGCGGUCAAAAACCCCGGGUCGGAUCCGACCGCAGCAGAGUUUUCGUAUCUCGACACGUUAUUUGACUUAACUGUUGAAGGUAGAAAACAUCCGCCCACGAAUCCCGAGAUAGUCACAUUGUGUUCAGAGUUUCUAAACGGUGGGACCGACACUACAGGAACCGCGGUCGAGUGGGCCAUAGCGAGGUUUAUCGAAAACCCGAGUAUUCAAACAAAGCUCUAUGAAGAGAUCAAAGCCAAUAUUGGUGAAAAAAGAGUAGACGAGAAAGAUGUCGAAAACAUGCCUUAUCUGAAUGCGGUUGUAAAAGAGUUAUUAAGAAAACAUCCGCCUACUUAUUUUUCUUUAACUCAUUCGGUUACCGAGCCCGCAAGGUUAGCGGGGUACGAUAUACCGGUGGGUACAAACGUAGAGAUUUUUCUGCCCGCUAUUGCUGAGGAUCCGAAGUUAUGGACUAACCCAAAAAAGUUCGACCCGGAUAGGUUUUUAACGGGUGGGGAGGAUGCGGAUAUAACUGGUGUGACCGGGGUUAAAAUGAUGCCAUUUGGGGUGGGUCGUAGGAUAUGCCCGGGUUUGGCUAUGGCCACGGUCCAUGUUAAUUUGAUGAUAGCCCGAAUGGUUCAAGAAUUCGAAUGGAGUUCUUACCCGAAAGAGACUAAGGUCGAUUUUAGCGAGAAAUUGGAGUUUACUGUUGUGAUGAAGAAUAGUCUUCGAGCUAUGAUCAAACCAAGAGUUUGAAACUGAAUAUCGGGUUAAAACAAAAUUUUAAUCGGGUAAUUGAUAACUCUUUGAGUUUGUAUCCGUUUUGUUUGUGGAAUCAUACCCAUACCAAGAUCUACAUAUGAUUUAGGAAUUCUUUAGGCAUUUAUGUUCGGUAUGAUGUUUUGUUUUAUUUGAUUUGUUUUAUGUUUUUGCAACAUAGAUUCAUCUUGUAAACUUUCGGGUGUUGAAAAAAUUAUAGCAUACUUUGUUUAAUAUAAUGUUUUAAGCUGUAUCUUUAUACUCUAUUGAAUACUAAUAAUCAAUAAUGUACUACUCGUAGUUGUUUUCCGA